Messenger RNA from Zea mays, 2837 nucleotides. RefSeq names its product Protein kinase superfamily protein. Bases 389 to 2506 code for a protein of 705 amino acids. The transcript has 2 exons. The record is from RefSeq and is marked validated. NCBI's taxonomy places the organism in Eukaryota, Viridiplantae, Streptophyta, Magnoliopsida, Poales, Poaceae.
UGGGGGCCGCCGGCCGAGUCGAGCCGGCGAGCGAGGAAAGGGGGAACAAAUCAACAAACAGUCGGGCUGGCACUGGCAGUCCCAGUCAAAGCUCUCUCCGCUCUGCCGUCGCUCGCCACCGGAAUUCGGGGAUCGGUGGGAAGAACAAAGAAAAGAAAAGAAAUCGCCGAUCGAUUUCUCCCGAAAUAAACCCCCCCACCUUUUUUCUACCUCCUUCCGUCUGUUUCCGGAGGGCGACUGAUGUCUUUUCUCGGGGCUGGGGCGGCCGUCCAGCGACCACGGAGCUGCUGCGCCUGCGCGGAGGCAGUUGGGGAGGAGUAGUCGCUCUACCCCUACCACUCCCGCUCCAAUCUAGCGACGACGACGACGACGACGACCCGCCCGCCCCAUGGAAGACCAAUCGCCUGACCAUAUAUCAGUCGGUUCAGCACAAAAGAAGUCUAGUACUUCCUCACGAGGCCGGCACCGUAAUUUCUCAUCAUCAACAUGCAAAGAUUUUCUCCGGAAGUUUGUGGACAGUGAACUUUUAACUUCAAGCCUAGAGGAUUGGUUCUCUGGUCACAGUGAAGAUUGUGGUUUCAGGAAGCCAUCUUUUGAUGUUCCUUUCGACCUUACAGAAUUACAGAGUUUUGAUUACGCUCUGGAGAGUGUUACUUUUCAGCAGCUAGUACGGAUGCCAAAUGCCCUAUAUGCAUCGACAUCAGAUGUUUUUGAAGCUACUGCAUAUCUUGCUUUAGAGGAUUUCCUUCAUGCAAGCAUUAAAGGACUGUGGCAAACUUUCUGGGGUCCUGAUGAAUCAAUGCCAUUUUCAGUUGCCUGUAUACACAGCACAAGCUCCAAAUUUUAUCCUGCUGAGAAGGCUAUUAGCAGUGGAAAACUCGAUGGUGUUUGUGCAACCGCUAUACUACUCAAGAAUUUGAAGCAUUCACAAGGAAGAUGGGACCAUAUUGUCGUCUUGGCUUUGUUGAGACCUGAUAUUGGAAUGGUUUCUGCACAUGGUGACCAGGAGCCGUCUCCUGCUGUUUUAGGGGAGGCACUGUUCUUUGCUUUGCGUGUCCUACUAUCUCGAAGCCUUGGCAGAUCCUCCACUGUUCUUCGCAAUUCAGACUGUGUUUACUUGCUUCUUGUUGAUUCACAGUUUGGCGGAGUGGUAAAAGUGCAAGGUGAUUUGAACAAGCUGGAUUUUGACCUAAACAAUGUUUAUGACUGUGCUGCUGAAUGGAUAAAGAAACAUGCCAACAUUUCAGUUUCUUCCAUAGAUCGAGUAUGGAACAAACUUGGGAAUGCUAACUGGGGAGACAUCGGGACCCUUCAGGUUCUCAUUGCAAUGUUUCACUCAAUGAUCCAAUUUUAUGGAGAGCCUAAGUAUUCUCUUGAUGAGCUGGCAACGGAACAUAGUUCAAGGCUACAAAGUCGAAGAUCAGAAAGACAUUUGGUUGACAGACAAGCUAAUGGUAAUGGUUUAUUUCGAUUCCAACAGCGGAGUCGUUCUCCUGAAAUUGUUGAAGUACAGGAGGAAGCAGCUGUCGAUGUGAAACCACAUGAAACCUUAAGGAUUGAAAUAGGAUCUGUUGUGUUGAUGGAUGAUGCUUACAUGCAGAAAGGUUUUCAGAUCAAUGACAUCCUAACAGACAGUGAUCCUCCUAUUUAUACUUCUACUCCUGUAGAAGAACCUACCAGAACCUAUUUGCUGUAUGUGGGCUCCAGCCCUUCUCAUUUGGAACCGGCAUGGGAGGAUAUGAACUCCUGGUACCAAGUACAGAGGCAGACAAAAGUACUGACUGUGAUGAAGCAAAGAUGCAUUUCUAGCAGAUAUAUACCACAGAUGGUAUCUUCUGGACGGCUCGUCCAUCCAGGCCCAUGUAACAAGCCUAACUCAAAUGGAAGUUGUGGCCAUCCAUGGUGCAGUACUCCAAUGCUUGUCACCUCACCAGUCGGUGAGACCAUUUCAAAUCUGAUAAGGAAUGGACUGUUUGGUGUUGAGGAGGCUCUGAGAUGUUGCCAUGACUGUUUAUCUGCUCUCGCCGCCGCCGCAGCAGCAGGAAUCCGCCAUGGUGAUAUCCGGCCAGAGAAUGUGAUCCGUGUCAAUAACGGCUCAAGGCAUCCAUAUUUCGUGCUUAUUGGAUGGGGCCAUGCUAUCCUAGAAGAUAGAGACCGGCCUGUGAUGAAUCUAUUCUUCUCAUCCACGUUUGCGCUCCAGGAAGGAAAACUAUGUGGAGCAUCUGACGCAGAAAGUUUAAUCUAUCUUCUAUAUUUCUCUUGUGGUGGAGUUUGCCCUGAGCUUGACUCUGUUGAAAGUGCACUUCAGUGGAGGGAGACUUCGUGGUCGAGGAGAGUCAUACAGCAGAAGUUGGGCGACAUCUCUGCGGUGCUGAAAGCUUUUGCGGAUUAUGUUGACAGCCUUUGUGGAACCCCGUACCCGAUGGACUAUGAGAUCUGGUUGAAACGGCUUCGAAGAACAAUGAACGAAGAUCAUGGGAAGGAGGUCGACACAUCCUCGAGUUAAUAACACAGCGCCAUUUUCUCGCAAAUCCGAGAUUCGGAAGAUCAAGUGAUUGGCCUGUUACCUGUUUUUGUUGUUGUAGAUAAUUUAUUUGUGAAAGGUCCAUAGGUCAUAGUCUGUCCAUCGUUUUGAUAUACCGUUGCUUGGAUAUAAGGGUAUUCUGAAGUUGCAAUCUGCUGCUGCUAUCCUCAAUGGGAUCACUGCCCAGUGUUUACUAUCCCGUGUGCUUGCCCUAAGCCCUUCCUUCGCACAGGUGAUCCUUGAGGAUAUCAGCAACAUGAUGUAUUUUGUGAAUCUUGGGUAAAUUGGUGAGCCUCCGCUCUGGUUGCCUUGA